Molecule: messenger RNA, 2126 nt
Organism: Trichophyton rubrum CBS 118892
Lineage: Eukaryota; Fungi; Ascomycota; Eurotiomycetes; Onygenales; Arthrodermataceae
Exons: 9
Coding region: 234-2126 (630 amino acids)
Biological process (GO): amino acid transmembrane transport
Cellular component (GO): membrane
Molecular function (GO): amino acid transmembrane transporter activity
Source: RefSeq, a predicted model, not a curated record
UUACUCGUUUUUUGAACGUAUAUCCAUACUUUGACACAUAAAACCGCCAAAAGACUCCUCGGUCAUUUUUCAGGGAGGGCAUCCUCAUAUCCGGCCUCGAUCUCCGCAUUUCAAAGACGACUUAGGCCUUGACUAUAUCGAUUUCUGGCCGACCGAGAAGGGGUCGUUAUCCGGGGCUGGAGGAGGAUUGUAUAUGGACAAAAGCCCAUCGAGACACGGCAGUAUCGAACACCAUGGAUCCUGCUGAGAAGCCCCAAAACUCGCUUCCAAGCUAUCAUGAAUACCACACAGAGCCCACGAUGAUGAGUACAGACUAUCCGCCCACAGAACGAACCAUGGUCGAAGCGAUGGUGGAGGAGCCAACUUUUGACACAGAGCAGCGCGCUCGCAAGGGAUUCAGUGUCUGGCGAGUGCUGGGCGAGAGACAGAUCAACACACGUCUUAUAUGCCGUCACCUCGCUCUAACUCUGGUUAUAGGUCUCUUUCUCGGGAGUGGAAGAUCUCUAGCUGGUGCUGGCCCUGGAGGUGCUGUGCUUUGCUAUCUACUGAUGGCUACCGUUAUAUCAUCUGUCAUCUCAUGUCUAGGCGAGAUGACUGCUCUCAUGCCUGUUAAUGCACCGGUCAUGGAGUUUCCCCGGCGUUUCGUUGAUCGAGGUGUUGGAUUUGCCGUUGGUUGGGUAUACUGGUUUGCCUACGCUGUACUUGCUGCAGAUCAACUUGUUGCAGUGACUAAUUCCGUCAGAUUUCGAUAUGAUGAUGGGAAGACUUUCUUACACUGGGAAACUGGUGAAAACGUACACCCUGCGGUGUGGAUAUCACUGUUUUUAUUCCUCGUUACGAUGAUAAAUAUGCUUCCUGUGAAGUAUUAUGGCGAGUUGGAGUAUUUAUUCGGCAGUAUAAAACUUAGCUUCAUCACCAUGAUCAUCGUCAUGAUGGUUGUUCUGGAUACUAUGCAACCUCGAUCAAACGCGUACUACAAAGACCCGGUGGGGACUAAAUACUGGGACCAGCCGUUUUCAUUCAUCUGUCGGGAUUACAAAGUACGAGGAGAGGACAACGCCGUCCAGAUGGAGAUCAAGGGAACCAUGGGUUCGUUCCUGGGGAUGUGGACUACUAUCAUUAAUGUGAUAUUCUCCUACGUGGGAAUGGACAUUGUCGCUGCUACAGCUGCAGAAAGCAAAUCCCUUGCAGAUUCUGAGAGCAUGAAGAUGGCGGCCCGAAAGAUCAACCUCCGUGUCAUAACGCUUUAUACCCUCGCCAUGCUUACCUCCUCCUUCCUAGUUCCACGAAAUCAUCCAUUUUUGAACGGAAAGGCACAAUCAGUCGGCAGCUCAUCCGUUUUCCUUAUCGCUGUCGUCGAAGCUGGCCUACCUGCCGUUGCCCACUUUUUCAACGCCAUGUAUGUUUUCUCAGCAUUUACCUGCGCCAUAAACUCGAUGUACGUGGCAUCAAGAGUACUACAUACGUUGGCCUUGCGAGAACAAACCGGCCCAAGAUGGCUUACUCGAAGGCUACAAGAAUGCCAUCUGGGUGUACCCCUGAGAACUGUUUUUGCAACAGCUGGUCUGAUGAUGAUUGCAUAUAUGGGGCCUACUGGUGGUACUGGUCAGAGACUAGGAGAGCUUGCAACAAACUGCACGGUUUCAUGUUUGAUCGUAUAUACUGCAAUCUGCGGGACGUAUCUAUGCUUUUAUAGAACGCUUGAUGAAGCAAAAACCCUUGGGAACACUUCCCAGGCGCAGUCUGGUUGCUACGAGCGAGACCACCCGCGCUACCCAUACAAGUCUCACGGCCAAUGGCUUAAAGGAGCAUAUGGGCUAUUUUCUUGCCUCAUCCUUAUUAUCUUCAACGGAGUAGGGGCCUUCCUGGAAACUCCAUUCAACGUCAGGCAUUUCCUUGCCGCAUAUAUCGGAGUACCCGUGUUUUUCCUUCUAGUUAUCGGCUAUAAAUUCAAAAAACACGGAUUCCACUUCUCGAGAUGGGGUCCUGAACGCUCGAACGAUCUUCAAAACACCGUCCAGGUCACAAGCAAGACCAGAAAGGGACGGUUGGAAUUCCCAGACGAUGGUUUUACUGCAGAGAACGGAAAAACAUUCGUGAAAUGGAUAUGGGCAUGGAUGAAAUGA